AUGCGCACGCGCAUCUGGGAGGAUGCCGCCGCCAUGAGCGUCGUGAGCGUGUUGGGCUUCAUCAUGAACGACGAGGGCGAGGUCGUGGGAUCGGAGCGUACGCAGGUGCUUUGCAAGCUCAUGCCGUCCAUCCAUACGCUGUCACACCGCGCGAUCUUGGCGCUACUGAUCACGCAGCUCAGCGACGCGGACGCUCAAGUAUUCUACGCGGAAGGUGGGCUAAAGGUGCUGAAUGCAUGGCUGGUGGACGGUGUCACUCGACGCGAGACGGGUCUGUCCAAAGAGAAGAAACGCACCGAGAUGUUCUCUCAAGUGCGCGCCAUAGUGCGGAUUCUGGAUGUGAAUGUGCAGACUGAUGCACAGAGGAAGCAGAACUCGUAUCUUACAGCUACGUUCGCGAAGAUUAUUGAGCUACUUGACAACGCUGGGCCAGAGUACGCAGCUGAAUGGAGUCGUUUGAACAUUUAUCGACGUCACUUUGAGAGCUCAUGUGGAGUGCCCUCAACCGUCAAAGAAGGCCGCAAUGACUCUCGACGCUUCACCAAUAGCUACGCCAACGGCAAUGGCUCUCGCAACGCCAAAACCCCUAGUGAGAACCCGCCACAACACUCUUUCAUGUCUUCGACGUCCUCUUCUACCACGUCGACGACUAGUGCUUCAGCGCCUCGAAAGCCUCCCACUUCGGGGUCCUCUUCUGGAUCGACAUCCACGCCAUUGUCCAGCACUAACACGCCGAGUAGCCAUCGAGUUCCACCUUCCUCGGUGUUGCAGUACCAACCCAAGUCUUUCCUGCAGAAAGAUAAUGGCUCUAAUAAUCUAGAUCAGGAUGAUCUCGAGGAAUACGUGGAAGAUGAUGACGAAGAGAUGCUGCUAGCUGACGAAGGCGUCAUCACUAAUGUGAACCAUGCAGCGUUGAGUGCAUCUCUGGAGCAAAAAAUCCGAAAGAACGGACACGACAUGCAGUACGGAGAGCGAUCGCCAUGUCGGAAGUGCAAGCGUAUGGCCUCGAAGCGAUGCACGCAUUGUGAGUUCUGUGCCAAGUGUGGGCAGAAGGACAAGUGCGAGCCGAUUAGUGUCACGCCCUCGUCACCUGGUAGUGAUAGCAGCGGUACGAAGACUACAGGAACAGGUAUUGGUGCUAAGUCGUUGUCGGUGAAAGACCGCAACGUACAAGUGCUCGGCUCCGUGAUGGAUGCAGCCAUCUAUCAUGCCUUUCGUCAAGAGGAUUUUCACUCGGUCUUCAGUCUAAUCCAGAACGGCAUGGACGUAAAUUUCCAGCGAGUCGAGUCGGAUCACUCGUCGGCUUUGAUGGCUGCUGCGCAUCACGGCCGCGACGACGCUGCCUCCAAGUUGUUGAGCUUAGGAGCGAACCCGUGUCUUGAAGAUCAUACUGGCAACAAGGCGUGGAACUUUGCCGAGCGUCGAGGACACACCGAGCUGAUGGACAAGCUCAAAAAGUGCUGCGACGAGUGGGAAGCAAAGCACAAGGAUGGAGAAAUCAAAGCGCAAUCCUAA
Messenger RNA from Phytophthora infestans T30-4, 1515 nucleotides. RefSeq lists its product as uncharacterized. The coding region runs from base 1 to 1515 and encodes 504 amino acids. The record is from RefSeq and is a predicted model, not a curated record. The transcript is spliced from 4 exons. Lineage: Eukaryota; Oomycota; Peronosporomycetes; Peronosporales; Peronosporaceae.